UGGCGAGCAAUUAGUAUGGGGCUGUAUAAAUUGUUGCAACCAUCGGAGAUCUUCAAAAACCACGAAAUGGAGCAGUGCAUCGCCUGGAUUUUUGCCUUGCUAUGCAUUCUGCACUCCCUUCGAGGAACUUCCAGCACCACCUACGAGGUACUGGGCGAUGACAAGACCUUGGAUAUUGUGUGCGAUGCUUCCGAGGAUAGGGGCAACACACCGAUUCGACAGAUUUUGGACAUUAGCGGCUUGACUGUCGAUAUGGCCGCCGAUCUGGAGACCCUGUACUUCAAUGGCGACAUCAAGGUGCUGAUUGAUGUGCCCAACAAUCCGAUGGAAAUGGAGGUCGAUGUAUUCCGCUGGGAGCGCAGCGAGUGGAUUCCCACCACGCUUGCCAUGAAGAGGAAUAACUUCUGCAAGUCCUUGUCAAAUCCCAUGGAGCUCUGGUAUCCCAUAUUUAUGAAAGUACCCAAGGAGGAGAUGAUUUGUCCGCCGAAAAAGGGGCACGUCUACAGGCUGGCCAAUGUGAGCAAUCACGUGUUUGUGAGGAAUAUGCCCCGUGCGAACAUUGCCGGAGAUGCGAAGGCCGUGGUCCAUCUGACCUCGGGAGAUAUGAAGACCUGUGCGGUGAUCUUCUUCAAGAUCUACGCCUCGGACGAUUGACACUUGGGAUGGGAACGGGAACGGGCACGGGCAAGUGUGGGUACUGCACCCCUGACACUGGCCUAGUGGAUCUCGACGGGAUCCCACUGUUUGCCCACUUUAUAGUUUGUACUUUAUGGUAGUCGGCUGCUCUGGUUUUAUGGCCUGAUUUGGUGGUGUUUGCUCGGCUUCAAUGGCGCGUCCCACCGUUUAUGGCGCUAGCUAAAUGAUUUGCAAAUAAAGCGAAAUAUUUCAUAUUCAUGCACCCGAAA
This is a messenger RNA of Drosophila sechellia, 905 nucleotides long. RefSeq lists its product as uncharacterized. The coding region runs from base 16 to 654 and encodes 212 amino acids. The transcript has 3 exons. The record is from RefSeq and is a predicted model, not a curated record. NCBI's taxonomy places the organism in Eukaryota, Metazoa, Arthropoda, Insecta, Diptera, Drosophilidae.